Messenger RNA from Drosophila suzukii, 1668 nucleotides. RefSeq names its product sugar transporter 3 (gene sut3). Gene Ontology annotation, cellular component: membrane. Lineage: Eukaryota; Metazoa; Arthropoda; Insecta; Diptera; Drosophilidae. Gene Ontology annotation, molecular function: hexose transmembrane transporter activity. The record is from RefSeq and is a predicted model, not a curated record. Gene Ontology annotation, biological process: monosaccharide transmembrane transport.
AGGAAAUAAUAUGAACACAUAGCUUUAGAUCAAAGAACACUACCUUAAAUUUUGGUAUGGCCGAGGGGAAGCAGGGCUGGACGACCUUGCUGAUGUUCAUCUGUGUGUGCAUCACCGUGGGCACCGUCAUCCCCAUCGGCUAUGCGUUCGCCGUGGUUAAUGCUCCAUCUACGUUCAUUAGAUCGUGGAUAAUGGAAUCGGCUCUAACCCGGUAUUCAUCGCGGCUGGGCGAGUCCCAGGUGACGAUAAUGAUGUCGGCCGUGGUCUCCAUAUUCCUGAUCGGCGGCAUGCUCGGCGCUCCAUUCGCCCCCAUCUUCAGUGCCCGACUGGGCCGUCGAGGAAUACUGGUCCUCAGUGGGAUGCUGAUUCUGGUAUCCUGCAUCUGUCAGCUAUUCUGCCGGAUGGCAAACUCAAUUGAGAUGCUUUUGCUGGGUCGACUGAUCGGAGGACUGGCUGCCGCUCUAAUCUACGCGACGCAGCCCAUGUAUCUUGUUGAGCUGGCUCCGGCGGAGCUAAGUGGCAGUGUGGGUGUGUUUACCUGCAUCGGGAUCACCGGAGGCAUCGUUUUGGGUCAAGUCAUAAGCUUUAAUUUUGUUCUGGGCACAGAGAAAUUAUGGCCCUACGCCCUUGCUGGUUCCGGGAUAUUCGUGAUAAUCGGACUAGCGCCCAUCUUUUGGUUCCCUGAGAGUCCCCGCUUCCUGAUGUCCCAGGGCAGGAGGGAGAAGGCCAGGGUUGCGUUGAUGCGUCUGCGGAGGGAUGAGGCACGAGUAAACGCGGAGAUGGCGGAGUUCGAGGUCACCUCAGAGGCAGAGGGUCAAAAGAUCACCAUGAAGGAGGUGCUCUGCAACAGCAAGCUCAAGAUGCCUCUGAUAAUAGUGAGCUCCUUUCACUUCGUCCAGCAGAUGAGUGGCAUAAACGCGAUUUGGUUUUACUCCGUGGACAUUUUCACCCAAUCCGGAUUCACUUUAGCGGUGUCUUUGUGGCUUAACUUUGCCUUGGGAUUCCAGAACUUUGUAGUCGCCCUCUUGGGUCCCUUGUUAAUGAGGAGGGUAAACAGACGCCUCAUGAUGAUGCUGUCGUGUCUCUUCAGUGCCAUCUUCUUGACCCUUCUUGUCGUAGGCCUUAAACUAAUGUUAUCCAUAAAAGAGUUCUCAUUCGUCUGCAUUGCCUUCCUGUCGCUGUAUAUCCUGGCUUUUAACGUGGGUCUGGGGCCCAUUCCUUACUUCAUUGGUUCAGAGAUCUUUGAGCCGGCGCCGCGCCCUUUGGCGAUGGCUUUUGGAAGUUUUUUUAACUGGUUCGCUAACUUCCUGCUUGGCAUGAUGUUUCCCAUCCUGAAUUCGGUGAUUGGACCGUAUGCUUUCCUAAUUUGCGCCGCGUUCUGUGUUUACGGAUUCCUGCUCACCUGUCGCUAUCUGCCGGAGACAAGAAACCGCGAACCCAAGGACGUGGCGCCGCUGAUGGAAAACGGCUUCAGGUCCAAGAUAAAGUAGGAGCUAACUGGAAGUGCACGACCAGAUCUUAGCGCCCAAAUAGUUCAGGAAGGUUCAUGCUGAAUUGCCAAUUUUAAAAUGGAUAGCCUGAACAUUUUUUUAACUCUAUUAUUUUACUGCAGCAUUUAACGGCUUUUUGUGUAUCGGAAAUAAAUUCUUCGUAUCAGAAACUUUUAAA